GGUACAGUCCAAGAUGGUGGGGCAAGAACUGGGACCUGAUAAACAUCUCCAUUCCUAUUCCUACUAUGGAACCUACAGCAGUGUGUGCACUGUGAAUCCUAUGAUCCCAGGGGGCGGCCGUCAGGAAGGGGAAUGGCUGGAUUUCAAAGAAAGACCCCAUUGCUUGGAAUCUUCUCCAGAGAUGACCAGGCCAACUAUCAGUGGCUGAUUGACUCGGCAUACUCGGCCGUUCCAGACAUCCGACUGGUCUACAUUGCCAAUGACAGUGGUGAGACCUUCAGAGAGGAAGUCCACAAAUGCACCUUUGCCAUUCUGUAUCACACAGCGACCCGGGGGAGGAUAAACAUCACCAAUGUAACUGACUCAUUGUACGAUGUUGAACUCCAAUAUCUGUACAAUAUCCUAGGGAAAGAGAAUGUCGUGGUUGUCAUUGAUGACCUGGAGGACAGUUCGGUUGAGAAGGACAGAAUCCUGGAGUCACAGCCAAGGUUGGGACAUUUAGCAAGGGACGUGUUCCUGUUCAGCGUCGAAGAGAAAGAAAGGAUACCACUAUUUAAUCAGCAGAAGAAUGUGAUUUUUGAUCCCAAAGUGGCCCAACUCAUCAGACUAAUAAAAGAUCAUCAACAAAGGAGGCAAUGUAAUAUAAGUGCCCAAUGCAAAGUUGGAAUAAUACUUAUAGCCAUUGCUAUUGUGUUUCUCAUUAUUGGUGUGCUAAUAUACACCGGGCAGAUUCCUUUGCUAUGACGACCCGAAGAAAUUACAAAAUGGCUAUGGAGAUGACAAAAGCAUUUAGAAUUGAGUUCUAAAGGAAACAUAACCUAUAAUAGGGUGCCCUUUAGAGUAGUCCCCAAGUAAAGCCUUUUGUAUGGUUAUCACCAGUGUGAAGUACAGAAUAAAUAAAGGACCUUUAUCUUCCCUAAUCUUGUGUUUCGGGGGCACAAACCAACGUGGAAAUAUUUGAAGAUCAGUUCAGCAUGGUAAGACAAAUAUCAGAACAGGCCAAAAAGAACUCAUCAAAUGAACUUGGGAUAAAACCUGGAACAGAAGGAAACCAGAUAGAAGGUCAUAGAGAAGAUAGAGGAGUCCAGGAAAGGUUCUGCUGUGUAAUGUAAGGCAAUGAGUGGUGCCUGAUACAAACAUGUCUACAGCUGAAUUCAUGUUUCAAACAGCAAUGAAUCAUGGUCAUGCAAAGAUAUCGCCACCCAAAGCACAGGUUGGCUGUACCAGAUAUGGAACAAGAAGGCCAUAGAGGAGAUAGGGGAGUCCAGAGGAAGGUUCUGCUGUGUAAUGUAAGGCAAUGAGUGGUGCCCGAUACAUACAUGUCUACAGCUGAAUUCAUGUUUCAAACAGCAACGAAUCAUGGGCAUGCAAAGAUAUCGCCACCCAAAGCACCGGUUGGCUGUGCCAUAUGCAUUUUGGUUCUUAACCACCAAGAAUUCCCCCAUAAUGUCAAUUCCUGGAGAUACAUGUGAUACAUGUAAAUAUUACACUGCAUUUUCUAUAAUAAAGUUACACAGGAACAACAAGAA
Messenger RNA from Xenopus tropicalis (tropical clawed frog), 1529 nucleotides. RefSeq lists its product as uncharacterized. The transcript has 5 exons. Bases 133 to 744 code for a protein of 203 amino acids. Lineage: Eukaryota; Metazoa; Chordata; Amphibia; Anura; Pipidae. The record is from RefSeq and is a predicted model, not a curated record.